Brassica oleracea var. oleracea is the source of this 1427-nucleotide messenger RNA. RefSeq names its product probable pectate lyase 22. The record is from RefSeq and is a predicted model, not a curated record. Gene Ontology annotation, molecular function: pectate lyase activity. The coding region runs from base 109 to 1350 and encodes 413 amino acids. Lineage: Eukaryota; Viridiplantae; Streptophyta; Magnoliopsida; Brassicales; Brassicaceae. The transcript has 5 exons.
CAUUUCACAUAUAGAGAGAGAGAUAAGAGAAAAAAACUAAUGGCUAAGAAAGGUGAGUCCAGUUAACCUCAACUUGCAUGCGCAUUAAAUCAUUCAAGCAAGAAGCCAAUGAACACAAUGUUAAAUUCCUCACAUGCAUUAUUUUCACUUAUCUUUCUCUACUGCAUUUUCUUCUCCUCACUCGCUUUGUCCUCGCCAGUUUCCGACCCCGAGCUCAUCGUUGACGAAGUCCACAGGAAAAUAAACGAGUCUAUAUCAAGAAGGAACUUAGGAUACUUUUCGUGUGAGACCGGUAAUCCAAUCGAUGAUUGUUGGCGAUGCGACAAAGACUGGGAGAAAAACCGGAAACGGUUAGCUGAUUGCGGAAUCGGUUUUGGAAAAAACGCAAUUGGUGGUCGCGAUGGUGAAAUUUACGUGGUCACCGAUCCAGGUAACGAUGAUCCAGUAAACCCUAAACCGGGAACACUGAGAUACGCAGUCAUUCAAGAUGAACCUCUUUGGAUCAUAUUCAACCGAGACAUGACGAUCCAACUAAAAGAAGAACUCAUAAUGAACUCCUUCAAAACCCUAGACGGACGAGGAGCCUCCGUACAUAUCGCUGGUGGGCCGUGUAUAACCAUACAAUACGUGACAAACAUCAUCAUCCACGGUUUACACAUACAUGAUUGUAAGCAAGGUGGGAACACCUACGUACGAGAUUCUCCAGAGCACUACGGGUGGCGGACGAUAUCCGACGGUGACGGUGUUUCGAUUUUCGGUGGGAGCCACGUGUGGGUUGAUCAUUGCUCGUUAUCGAAUUGUAACGAUGGGUUGAUUGAUGCGAUCCGUGGGUCGACGGCUAUAACGAUUUCUAAUAAUUAUUUGACGCAUCACAAUAAGGUUAUGUUAUUGGGACAUAGUGAUACGUAUGAACAAGACAAGAAUAUGCAAGUCACUAUCGCUUUUAACCAUUUUGGAGAAGGCCUCGUCCAACGAAUGCCAAGGUGUCGACAUGGAUAUUUCCAUGUGGCGAACAAUGACUAUACACAUUGGGAAAUGUAUGCAAUUGGAGGAAGUGCUAAUCCUACCAUCAACUCUCAAGGCAACCGUUUUCUUGCUCCUGAUGACUCUUUUAGCAAAGAGGUAACAAAGCAUGAGGACGCUCCCGAAAGCGAAUGGAGUCAUUGGAAUUGGAGAUCCGAAGGAGAUCUAAUGCUUAACGGUGCAUUCUUUACACUUUCUGGAGCUGGACCAACUAAAUCGUCAAGCUAUUCGAGAGCCUCAAGCCUAGCUGCUAGACCGUCUUCUAAUGUUGGUGAGAUAACUCUAUCAUCUGGUGCACUCAGCUGCAAAAAGGGUUCCCACUGCUGAUCAUACGCCCACCAGCGUGUAUGUAUUUGUGUGUAUAUACAAUAUGAUGAAACCAGCAAUUCAAAGCUAGUUGUGUA